Prorocentrum cordatum is the source of this 2010-nucleotide messenger RNA. NCBI's taxonomy places the organism in Eukaryota, Dinophyceae, Prorocentrales, Prorocentraceae. The record is from the annotation of a GenBank genome assembly.
GUCUUCCCCUUCUUGGGCCCCUGGGGGGCUCUCGUCGUCACCAGCCGAUUCGCCUCUAGAUUCUGAUCAGAACGCACCCCAGGAGAGGUCCGGGGAGUAGCGGUUUGAGUACAUUUUGGUUUCUCCACGUCCACAGCGGUAAAAUGCCAAGGUCCCUGCCGCCGUUCCUCUACCGUCGACGUCGGCGUCGCCACCGCGCCGCCGCCGCAGGUCUGGCUGUAAACCCAAACGGUUGGAGACCGAGGUGGAGCCGCGGCCCUUCCGCCGGGCCUUGGGGGGUGGGCCGUGAUGGCGGCCAGGGAGGGGAAGAUGACGAUCCAGUCUGCAGCGGUGAACCUGACGAAGAACCUCGUGGGCGCGGGCAUCUUCAGCCUGCCGAUGGCGCUGCGGCGGGGCUCGGUCCUGCCUGGGGUCGGCGUCAUGGCCCUCGUUGGGGCCCUCUGCGGCAGCAGCUUCGUGCUCAUCGCCUACAUGUGCAGGGCGCUGGGCUGCAAGACGUACCGCGAGGUCUGGUGCGCUGGCUUCGGCCGGAACUCCGGGUGGGUGCCGGACGUGAGCAUCCUGCUCAACGGCUUCUUCGCCUGCGUGGCGUACGUGAUCCUGAUCGUGGACUUCCUCCAGAAAGCGCUGGAGGGCCUGUUCGGCUGGGACGUCUCGCGCUCCACCCUGGUCUGGUCGAACACGAUUCUGUUUCUUCUGCCGCUCGCGCAUGCUCGGAACCUGUCCGCCCUAAAGUUCACGUCCAUCAUGGGCCUGGUCAUCAUAGGGUUGGUCUUCGCCUACAUAGUCAUGGACUUCCUCGGUGGGCUCGGGGCCAACAUGGAGAACCUGCGGGGAGACCUGUUCCGGGUGGACAUGGGUCUUUUCUCGACCGUGGCCAUUUGCACCGGAGCUUUCAAGGCGCACUAUAACGCUCCCAAGUUCUUCCGAGAGCUUGGCGAAGAUUUGACAGCGCACUCGCAGGUGGUGAUCAUCUCGUAUGGCGCGGCUUUCGCAAUCUACGCCAGCUUCGCGUUGGCGGGCCUGGGGCUCUUCGGCGACAAGGUGCUUGGCAACCUGCUCAAGAACUACAGCGCAGAAGGGAACGUUCCGAUCCUCCUGGCUUGGCUUGGCAUGGCAUUUGCCAUAGUUUUUACUUACCCACUGGUGUUUUCUUCCGCGCGAGACUCCAUCAUCGGCAUGUCCUCAGCGUUGCAGGCUGCCUCAAAGUCUCAGCCAGUAGCUACCCACGUUGGCAUCACCAGCAGCAUGGUGGUCCUCAUCUCGAUUUUGGCAUGUUUCCUCGAGGACGUCUCCGUGGUGACGGGCCUGCUGGGGGCCACGAUUGGAUCUUGCCUGUGCUGGAUUUUCCCAGCUCUCAUCUACUUGAAGGUGUCGGGCGGACCCAAUAAAGAGCUCAAUGCGCCGCUGCUUCCAGGCGGGACCAAGAACGGGAAGCUCAAAGGCGACGGCGCUCUCAAGUGCUAUUCCGCCAUCCUCGUGCUGGUGGGUACAGCGUCCAUGUGCAUAGGGAUCUGCAGUGUUUUCGGCUUGCUGUGAGUGAGGGUGCAGGAUGUCGUUUAAUGCAGUUUGGCAAUGUAUACUGCCACAUUUGCAACAUCACUCGCAUGUAAGAGGUGUCUUUCUUCGUAAGGCCAUCCACCAAACUAUGCGUCGUAAACUGAUGGACAUGUACAGUUUCUCCUUGGCCAGUGACACCUCUCACGAAGAACCUCAGUCUUUAUAUACAGCCCGAAGUGCACACCAGUAAAACGAACGCUACCACCACUGUCCCUAGCGCCAUCGCCACCACCAGCACAUGCCUCCUUCCGUCGUUGCUCCUGAGCGAAUGUCUAUUCGCUUAAGCGAAGUGCGGACCACUCGGAGGAAGCAGCUUCAUCAACCUUCCGACAACGACGAGUGCCCCGUAUAAAGCAUCAUACCCACCCUUCCCCCCUGAGAGUUGAUUUUCUCCGGCCAAGACAGAGUUGGUCGGUGGAGAGGGGUGGCGAGGCCGAACUUCAUUAUCGC